Molecule: messenger RNA, 174 nt
Organism: Sclerotinia sclerotiorum 1980 UF-70
Lineage: Eukaryota; Fungi; Ascomycota; Leotiomycetes; Helotiales; Sclerotiniaceae
Exons: 2
Coding region: 1-174 (57 amino acids)
Source: RefSeq, a predicted model, not a curated record
AUGGAUGGGUCGAGACCAUGUCGAGAAAGAGCUGUUUUUGGCACAUAUCAACCUUGUGGGGACGUUCACAAUGAUGAUGAUUACCACAAAAUGGGAUCCUUGACCGGCACUUCUGGUGUUGGUGUUCCAUCUCAGCACGGAUCUCAACUCAAUUUUGAAUGGGGUAACACGUGA